UCAUGGAAAAGCAUUCGUGUGGCCAUAAAAGGUUCUUUCUCAACAUAUGAGGAUGCAAGCAAAAAGCUUAACAAAGUGCAGUACAGAUCGGACCUCAACUCUGAGAGUGAUGCUGGAAAAAGAACGCGUGCUGGUCCUCAGCAUCUUCUUGAUGACUACACUGGGGUGCCAGGAAUAGGAAAUUGCAACCGCGAAGAAAUGUGCCAGUCAAGGGAGCUAAAGAAAUCCUUGCCACGUGAAGAAUAUCAACGCCAGACGUUGCGGUUGUUACAUAUGAUGCGGCUAACUGUGAUGCAGCAUGGUGAGCUGCUGCAGGAUCUCUGCUCCCACCGCAUUGACAUACAUGAGGCCCGCCCCGCGCUAGUCCAGGAACCAUUCGUCUGCUCGCAGGCACUGCAAGAGUUCAGCAAUUCCCUCAACAAUUCGAAGACUGCUCAGCUGAGGCAGUCCAGGGAAAUGCAAAAACAAGCGGGGCUACAAAGGUCGAUGUUGACUCCUAAAGAAAAGCGAAAGCAGCAAGACCUGAAGAGUGCUGAAGCAUACGUCUGA
Messenger RNA from Ornithodoros turicata, 549 nucleotides. RefSeq lists its product as uncharacterized. The record is from RefSeq and is a predicted model, not a curated record. The coding region runs from base 199 to 549 and encodes 116 amino acids. The transcript is spliced from 5 exons. Lineage: Eukaryota; Metazoa; Arthropoda; Arachnida; Ixodida; Argasidae.